ACCUCAGUCUCUCCCUCAGUCUGUGAGUCUCCCCGGCAGGACAGCGGAGCAGGUAAGCAACCUGGGCUUAGUAUGGGAAUGUGUUCUUGCUGCCAGAGCUUGCAAUCUAGAGCCUCCCCGGCAGGACAGCGGAGCAGGUAAGCAACCUGGGCUUAGUACGGGAAUGUGUUCUUGCUGCCAGAGCUUGCAAUCUAGAGCCUCCCCGGCAGGACAGCGGAGCAGGUAAGCAACCUGGGCUUAGUACGGGAAUGUGUUCUUGCUGCCAGAGCUUGCAAUCUAGAGUCUCCCCGGCAGGACAGCGGAGCAGGUAAGCAACCUGGGCUUAGUAUGGGAAUGUGUUCUUGCUGCCAGAGCUUGCAAUCUAGAGCCUCCCCGGCAGGACAGCGGAGCAGGAAGACGCUGCUAUUGGUGUAGACUUAUCCUAUCCUGGUAUUGGUUGGCAGGAUGAGCCGCCAACCUGCAAAGCUGGUGAGGGGGAUGCCCCUACUGGGACCCUUUGCAGCAAACUGGGAGAACGUAGAGAAGUUCCAGGCCAGACCAGACGAUCUGCUGAUCGCAACGUACCCCAAGUCUGGUACCACGUGGAUGAGUGAGAUUGUGGAUCAGAUUGUGGCUGUGAGCAACUCGGAGCGGUGCAAGACAGCGGCCAUAUACGAGCGGGUGCCCUUCCUCGAGUACGCGGUGCCCGACAUGCCCUCAGGCACACAGGCUCUGGACCAACGGGCUUCCCCUCGUCUCAUCAAGACCCACCUCCCGGUGGAGCUUCUGCCGAAGAGCUUCUGGGACAAUAAAGUCAAGGUGAUCUAUGUUGCUCGGAACGCCAAGGACGUGGCGGUGUCCUAUUACCAUUUCUACCGGAUGGCGAUUGUACACCCGGAACCAGGAACGUGGGACGAGUUCUUGGACUCCUACAUUAACGGCAAAGUGUGUUUUGGGUCAUGGAGCGCUCAUGUGAAAGGCUGGUGGCAGAAAGCGAAGGAGUGGGACGUCUUGUAUCUGUUCUACGAGGACAUGCUAGAGGACCCGACACGCGAGAUCAGGAAGGUGGUCAAGUUCAUGGGGAAGGACCUCCCAGAGGAGACGGUAGAGAAGAUCGCAAGUCAAACCUCCUUCAAGGCCAUGAAGCAAAACGAAUUGUCCAACUAUUCUAUGGUCCCAAGCUCCGUAAUGGACCAUUCCAUCUCCCCCUUCAUGAGGAAAGGUGUGUGCGGCGAUUGGAAGAACCAGUUCACGGUGGCACAAAAUGAGAAGUUUGAUGAAUAUUAUCAGAGGGAGAUGUCCGAUGGUGCUUUAUCCUUCCGCUCUUGAGCCACCCAUCAGCUCCAUCUGCAUCAGCUUCAUAUACAUCAGCUCCAUCUGCAUCAGCUCCAUCUACAUCAGCUCCAUCUUCAUCAGCUUCAUCUACAUCAGCUCCACCUGCAACAGCUCCAUCUUCAUCAGCUCCAUCUGCAUCAGAUCCAUCUAGAUCAGAUCCAUCUAGAUCAGCUCCAAAUUCAUCAGCUCCAUCUAUAUCAGCUCCAUCUUCAUCAUCUUCAUCUACAUCAUCUCCAUCUUCAUCAGCUUCAUCUACAUCAGCUCCAUCUAUAUCAGCUCCAUCUUCAUCAGCUCCAUCUUCAUCAGCUUCAUCUACAUCAGCUCCAUCUACACCAGCUCUGGCUUUCCCAUGAUGCCUCAUGGUUUCCCACUCAUGUCUCAGUGGCUUUGCCACCAUUGUAUCCCCUGUAUAGAACAUUUGGCAUGGGGGGGAAGGACUUCUGGUUUCUGCUGUAAGUCUAUGGCUAUGGGCACAUCAGGCUAAUCCUAGGCUUGGUACCAGGUGUUGGCACACGGAGCGGAUUUGGGCACCAAACUGUAAGAGUUGUGUUGCAAUCCGGUAGGUGGAAUGAGCCUGCUGUGCCCGUAGCCUAAAGCGAUCUGUUGUGUUACAAUGUCUGUGUUUUGCUUCCGGAAUAAAGAUCAUGGAAUUAUC
Messenger RNA from Xenopus tropicalis (tropical clawed frog), 1969 nucleotides. It is a transcript of the gene sult1a1, whose product is annotated as sulfotransferase family 1A member 1. Gene Ontology annotation, molecular function: sulfotransferase activity. Lineage: Eukaryota; Metazoa; Chordata; Amphibia; Anura; Pipidae. Gene Ontology annotation, cellular component: cytoplasm. The transcript has 8 exons. The record is from RefSeq and is a predicted model, not a curated record. Bases 445 to 1308 code for a protein of 287 amino acids.